CCCACCCCCAACCCAAUAACCCUCAAACUUGGCCAUCCAAAUGCUUCAAUCGGGACUCUCUCACUCUCAACUCUUACCGUCACUCUCAUCAAUGGCAACCCAGGAAGAGCUCAGAUCCCCGCCGUCACCAGCACCGCCCUCGUUGCGCCGCUAGCCUCCCCUCCGCCUUGUCUCCUCGUCACCUCUGCCCUAGCAUCCAACAGCGUCAGCGUCAUUAGCCUCUUACCGUCUCCUCGUCGUUUACGCUAUUAGCCUCUUACCGUCUCCUCCUCGAUCAUCUGUUCGCCGGAGGGCAGCAAUAUCUUCCCGACAGUGCGACUCCUUCUGCGGCUGAAGGGCGGCAUAGGAGGGUUCAGAUCGCUGCUUCGAGGGCGGCGAUGUAGGCCGGGAAAAAGAAGAUGAACAAUUUUGACGCUUGCAAGGACAUGAGUGGGAGAAGGCUGAGGCACGUGAACCCAGAGAGAGGCUGGAGGAGUGGAAGGCGGCGGAGGAGGAGCGGCGGCUGGAGAAGGUUGUGGAGCAGUUUCUGAAGAAGCAGAUGAAGAAAGGUAAGAAGGUUGCUGGCGAUGGAGAAGAUCACAAGUAUGUUGCCAAGUAUAGGGAAGAGUCUGAGCGCUGUGUCGCCGAGGUUGCAGAGUCUGUGAAGGAGGCUUUGAAGUCUCUCAAUGGUAAGAGAAAGGGUUCUGAAGCUGCACUGGAGAAAGCUGAUUCCAAGAAGUUGAAGAUAUGGUUGGAGCAAUGAGCAUCUCAGUAUUGCGAAGUGUGUGGCAAAUGUUCUGCCUAUGCGAGAAUUGGGAUGGCGAAGUUAGUGUCUGCAAUCAACUUGCUAAUAGCCUUAUGCAAUUGGAAGACAGGUUUGAUGAUUUCAUUCAAAAGUUGAAAGAAGCGGGAUGCAACUUGCUCUUAGUGUGAUUGAAGCACCCACUGGCAAUGAGGAAGAUAAUGACCUUGAAUUUGAAAACUUGUCCUGGAAUGGAUCAGAUAUGGACUGCAUAUGAUCACUCACAUGUACAUUUUCUGAAAGAACUUGAUGGAGUUUGGUUUGAUCAUAUUCCGGAUAUUGUAAGAAAUGAAUGGUCAAGCUGUACAAAAGUUUUGGAGCAAUCUUCCCAAUAUAAAGAUCCAAUAUUUAUGUUGGAACUUGUUCUUCCCCAACAAUCCACCAAUGGUCAAACAUCUUCCUAUUUUGCAUGGCAAAAGACAGUUGAUGCAGUGAAGGCUUUUAUUCUCCACUUUCAGCUGAAGACAUUUAUAUUCAAACGUGAGUUGGCAGAGAAUCCAUUGAUUGCCAUUUCUAGCAAUGAUUCUGGAAUAAUCUGUUCUUCAAAUGUUUCUUCUGCUAGCUUUGGGUCUAAUGUUUCUUUGGAAUCUGGAAUACCUUGUACAAUUGCAUUUUCAAAUGCCAAAAUUAGAGAUGUAUAUGUAGUACCAAUGGUACAUAAGAAUACCAGAAAAUUGCUUCUCACAGAGAAACACCCAUUUCGAAGCCGGCAUGGGGUAGUGAUAACAAUUGCUCCAUUGGCAGGGUUAUGUCCAACAAUAGAUAAGGAUCACCCCUCAUGGUUGCAUCUUCGAGUAAGAGAGUUCAACCCCAAGUUGUAUGCAACUAAAGCUAAAGGAAAUCAUCUUAGCAUGCCUGAUCAUUUUGUGGAUGGGAGAUGGAUCCUUGGUUUUCCAGAUGCAAAAGCUUGUAAGGAUGCUCAUUUAGCCAUUCUUCGCGAAAUUACCAAGCAGAGAUCAGCUGUGGAGGCCAUUCUUGCUCCAUUACUUAAUUAUGAUCUUGGAUUAGCUGAAGAAAACAGAGAAAAAUAAAGUUGUGAUGAUGACUGAUUGUAGUGGCAUUAUAGCUUGUAGGUAUUAAUUAAAAUUGAAGGGAUGGGGUCCAUAAAGGUUGAAGUCAAAAGGAAAAUAGAACUGGGUCCUAAUGCAUUUCCCCAUCAGUUGUGCUGGACCUUAAGUUGAGUUCUCAGCUUUUUUAUUGUAAUCUUCACAAAACAAACAAGGAUUCAGUAAUUGAGGAACCUGUUUCUAGCAUGGGAGUUUGUCUGAGUGCCCAAGUUAAAGUUGAGAGCCCCUAUAGCACUGGUA
Messenger RNA from Arachis ipaensis, 2088 nucleotides. Its product is annotated as protein TRANSPARENT TESTA 9-like. The record is from RefSeq and is a predicted model, not a curated record. Gene Ontology annotation, biological process: vacuolar transport; regulation of autophagosome maturation; endosomal transport. NCBI's taxonomy places the organism in Eukaryota, Viridiplantae, Streptophyta, Magnoliopsida, Fabales, Fabaceae. Gene Ontology annotation, cellular component: late endosome; Golgi apparatus.